AAAACUCCUCCUAUUAAGGAAGUGUGGAGUCUGAGACAACUGCAGUCCUUCAUAAACAGCCUGCAGUCUUCUGCUCUGGUGAUUUUAGGUUUGUUUUCAGUUUAUUGAGAAAUCUGAGUCUCAUUUUCAGCACUGUGAAAGAAAGUGAUUAUUAACUGGACCUACAAAGUCGUCUGUUUAACUGAAAAGAAACCUGAAAUUAGAGUGUUGUUACUUUUACGAAAGUGAAAGUGAAACUCUGAACAUUCGGACAGGAGAGAACAACAACAGCAGUAAAGUAAAAUGGCUUCUAAGUUUUCAGAGGAGGAUUUCUCCUGUCCUGUGUGCUGUGAUAUCUUCAAGGAUCCUGUUGUUCUGCGCUGCAGUCACAGUGUGUGUAAAGUGUGUUUGCAGCAGUUCUGGGAGACCAAAGGAUCCAGAGAAUGUCCUGUUUGUAGGAGGAAGUCAUUUAUGAAUGAUCUUCUCACAAAUCUGGCCUUAAAGAACCUGUGUGAGACUUUCUUACAGGAGAGAAAUCAGAGAUCAUCAUCAGGGUCUGAAACAGUCUGCAGUCUGCACAGUGAGAAAUUAAAACUCUUCUGUCUGGAUGAUCAACAGCCGGUGUGUUUGGUGUGUCAGACUUCAAGAAAACACACUAACCACAAAUUCUGCCCCAUUGAUGAGGCUGUAACAGACUGUAAGGAGGAGCUCAAAACUGCACUGAAGCCCCUACAGGAGAAACUAAAGAUCUUUACAGACUGUAAACUGAACUGGAGUCAGACUGCAGAAAAUAUAAAGAUUCAGGCCCAACACACAGAGCAUCAGAUUAAGGAACAGUUUGAGAAGCUUCACCAGUUUCUACGAGAUGAAGAAGCAGUCAGGAUCACUGCACUGAAAGAGGAAGAGGAGCAGAAGAGUCAGAUGAUGAAGGAGAAGAUUAAGAAUCUGAGCAGAGACAUAUCAUCUCUUUCAGACACAGUCAGAGCCAUAGAAGAGGAGAUGAGAGCUGAAGAUGUCCUGUUCUUACAAAACCACAAGGCCACAGUGAAAAGAGCCCAGUGCACACUGCAGCAUCCAGAGGAGCUUUCAGGAGCACUGAUCCAUGUGGCAAAACAUCUGGCCAACCUGAAGUUCAGAGUCUGGGAGAAGAUGCAGGACACUGUCCAAUACACACCUGUAACUCUGGACCCCAACACUUUUCAUCCUAAACUCAUUGUAUCUGAUGAUCUGACCAGUGUGAGAUUCAGUGAUGAGGAACAGAAACUUCCUGAUAAUCCAGAGAGAAUUGAUAAAUAUUGGUGUAUCCUGGGCUCUGAGGGCUUUAACUCAGGGACACACUACUGGGAUGUUGAUGUUGGAGACUGUACAUGGUGGGCAGUGGGUAUGAUGACAGAAUCUGCUCAGAGGAAGGGGAAUAUAUUCUCCAGAAGUGGAGUCUGGCGUGUGGUGUAUUAUAAAGGUGAAUAUAGAGCAGGUUCUACACCACAGAAAUCCACUCUCCUCUCAGUAGAACAGAAACUCCAGAGGAUCAGAGUGAAACUGGACUGGGACAGAGGAAAGCUGUCAUUCUCCAACCCUCUCACUAACACACACAUACACACUUUCACACACACAUUUACUGAUAAAUUACUGCCAUAUCUAAAUGUUGCAUCUAAAGAAUCUCCUCUAAAGAUCCUCCCACUUCAGUGCUCUGUAAGAGUGAAUCAGAUCAGUUAGAGCUCAUAUUGUUUUAUUUCAGUUUAUUAAUGAAAUACUGCAGAUUAAAAGAUUCAGUUUAUUUGUAAAAGUUUGUUGAAAGUUUAAAGCACUGAACAGUUCAUUGUGAAAAGUUUAUUAGUCCUGUGGCGUUUGUAAAUAACCAUAAGUAUAUUUUGUUACAGGAAAGUCUUUUAUUUUGAAAUUUUUGUACCGCAAUGGUUGACUUCCGGGCUUAAGCUACGCCUUUUUUUUGUUUAAGUGGUGCGCGCCCUGGCUAGCGCAGUUUAUAGUGUCGCUUGGUAUCCCAAAUACGGCAAUAACUUUGGCCCGGAGCCGUGGUUAAUGUCUAAUUAUGUUAGCUUUGUAGAAGCCAACAUUCUGUUUUCCAUCAUAAGCUUCUUCUUCAUUCAUUCAUUCAUUCAUUUUCUAAGGAUUAUCCAACUUCUCGGGUCACGGGGAGCCUGUGCCUAUCUCAGGCAUCAUCUGGCAUCAAGGAAGGAUACACCCUGGACAGAGUUCUUCUUCUUCUUCUUCUUCUUCUUCUUCUUCGCAGACUUUUUUAUUAAAUGUAGGGUCUCCGUUGUUUGAAAGCCAAUGUUGACUUUUGAAAUCAACAAAACAAACACACCCCUAACCCAAAUGGGUCCGCCCACACAUACAUACGUAACCCAGGCAACUAAUGGAAAGAAAUGUGUCUAUCAUAGCUGAAGGGAAGAACAAUACGAUUGCAGAUAAACAAACAAGCAAAAAUGACACACAAGCAUGUGUAGUAACAGCGUUUAGCUCAGGAGUUAUUGACCUCGAAUCUGUGAAUAUGCGGCCAACUUCCCUCUCCUUCAGUUCUCUCCAGCACUGGAAAGCUGAUCCUAUAUUAACACGGGUUCUACAGUACUUCUUGCCUUAUCGUAAGCCUUUCUUCGCUUUCUGCUAAUGUCACACAUGUGCACUGAACACUCUCCGCCCAUAUUGACAAGACACGCCCCUUUCUUCUCAUUGGCUACACGUUUGUUUUGAUUUUUUUUGUUUGUCGUCCCGACUCAGUUUUCUGAAGCAUUUCUCAAACAAAGUACACCCCAACUUUAAUUGCUACUCCUCCUAGAGCUUUCGAGCCACAUGCACCAAAUUCGGAUAUGUCGUAGAGACUAGUCUGAAGUUUGUUGGUCUUACUUUUCUAAGCGAUCGGAAUUCCGGCAUUCCCGGUACGGAAGCUAAAAUUGGCCCUUUUUCCCGUCGAGGGAUUUACACUGAACUCGGCCAGGAUCUUUAGGACCUUACUCCGGACGAAGUUUUAUUUCGGGGUACCGACUGAACCUUCGGUUUUCCUGUAGCGGGUGAUCGAAUAUCACAAAAACUCCCAUAGACUGGAAUGGGAAUUAUUAUCCAAGAUUAUCAUUGCUCAUCCUAACAUUGACUGUUCCAUAAUGUAUUUUACAUUGCCAUAUAGAUAAACCUGUUAUAAAUUUAAUUUACCAUGCCAA
This is a messenger RNA of Tachysurus vachellii, 3155 nucleotides long. Its product is annotated as E3 ubiquitin-protein ligase TRIM39-like. The record is from RefSeq and is a predicted model, not a curated record. Gene Ontology annotation, molecular function: zinc ion binding; protein binding. Lineage: Eukaryota; Metazoa; Chordata; Actinopteri; Siluriformes; Bagridae. The coding region runs from base 283 to 1695 and encodes 470 amino acids. The transcript has 6 exons.